GCUCCUUCUGUACUCCCCCUCCAAAUUCUACCACAAAACUCUUUUCAUCCAACUCCAAAGAUUUAUCUUCUUUUUUUUUUUUUGUUCUUUUUCUCUCCAGUUUUUAUUUUCUCUCUCCUUGGAUUUUUUUUUUCUGUAUUCCCUUUUUUAUGGUGGUUUGCUUCAUCUCUGUGGAGAUUCUAUCAAUGAAGUAUGUAGUUGGAAGAUUCUUCAGACCGCGGCGAAUUUUAGCAGAUGGAAAACAGGGAUGAAACCCCAAAGGAUUAUUACAAAAUUUUGGAGGUUGACUACGAUGCAACAGAUGAGAAUAUCAGAUUAAAUUAUCGAAGACUUGCUCUGAAGUGGCAUCCUGACAAACACAAGGGUGAUAAUGCUGUUACCGCAAAGUUCCAAGAGAUAAAUGAAGCAUACACAGUAUUGAGUGAUCCAGCCAAACGACUUGACUAUGAUCUGACUGGAAACUAUGAGAUUGAUAAAUUCACAUUGCGGGAAUAUCUUACUAGAUUUAAAGGAAUGAUACUUACUUGCAAUGGGCUCGGUAUCAAUCAUACUUCAAUGUGGACACAACUGAUGGAAAGCAACGAGUGUCUGGAGAAAUGAAGUUCAUAAUUUUCCAUCCAUUUAGCGUACAGGUUCCGUGGAAGGUAUGUAAUCAUUUUGGCUCAAAAAUAUUGCAGAGAAGGUGGCUGAUUAAGUAUUUUUGAAUAAUUUGGUCUAGUGUGGACAAACGUUAGACACAUGAAAAAGUUGAAGAUAAAUGAAGAAAAGUGUCAAAGGAAAAUCAUCUUUUCAAUACUAUGUUGGAGUUACUAAUGAUGAGCUGAUAGGCAAAUUAAAGUA
This is a messenger RNA of Nelumbo nucifera (sacred lotus), 840 nucleotides long. Its product is annotated as Chaperone DnaJ-domain superfamily protein. NCBI's taxonomy places the organism in Eukaryota, Viridiplantae, Streptophyta, Magnoliopsida, Proteales, Nelumbonaceae. The record is from RefSeq and is a predicted model, not a curated record. Gene Ontology annotation, cellular component: cytoplasm; nucleus.